Messenger RNA from Umbelopsis ramanniana AG, 2318 nucleotides. RefSeq lists its product as uncharacterized. The transcript is spliced from 3 exons. The record is from RefSeq and is a predicted model, not a curated record. Gene Ontology annotation, molecular function: RNA binding. NCBI's taxonomy places the organism in Eukaryota, Fungi, Mucoromycota, Umbelopsidomycetes, Umbelopsidales, Umbelopsidaceae. Bases 42 to 2258 code for a protein of 738 amino acids.
CCCAAUUGCAUUUUGGCCAUUUUAUCUUUCUGGCAGUCGAAAUGUCUUCGUCUGUCGUAAACGACUUUUUGUCUGCUUUGUUUGAUAAUACUGCUACUUCUGAUGGCGAUGCAUCUAACUCAGAGCCUACCAAAAAUCUACCUGUUGAUUCAUCAGCUCCACUUGCAAAUGAUCCUUCGAAAGUAAAGCAAGGUGACGCUGGUAUUAAAAGGCAACGUGAGGAGGAUGAGGAACGUAAAUCUGUGACAGAACAGCCUGAUUCAAAGCGAAUGGCGGUCGGUAGUGCUUCAGAUGCUGCCAAGGCGAAGCAGCAGCAACCAAGUAGGAAAACGCCUGCGCCAAAACCACAAUACCAGCCAUUUCAACAACAGCUACUGGGUUCUACUGGUCUAAGUGAUCCGUAUGAUGCUUAUAUUGCGUCCCAAAAGCUUCUUGGAAUGAAAAAGUCUUCACCUCGAGCCAAGAACUCGUCCGCAAUCCCCUCUGACGAACGAAGCGAAAGCAGCCGUAACAAGACUGUGAAUCAGAAUAAUCAUUUGUCGCACACUCAUCCUGUGUCAAAGACUACCCUAGACAAAUAUCCUGAUGAUGCUCGCAUGUAUAUCAAAAAUUUACCUCCUACCGCAGCCUACAAUGAUAUUGCUAACCACUUUAGCAAGUAUGGGAAAAUCGCUGAAGUUGUCCUUAAAUCCGGCAAUCCAUUCGUUCAAUUUGAAACCAUCAAUGCUUGUCGAGCGGCUGUAGAGAAUGAGAAUGGAAAGCCUUUCAAAUCUGUAGAACUUGAACUUUCUCAUAAGCGACCUCACAACCAUCGAUACGAAGCACCGGAAUCUUUUAACAAUCAACGUAAUCGACGGACCGAUAAUCGAAAAGCAAAUCCUCCUGGAAAAGCAUACUCACAAAACAAUCGACCUCCUGGUCAGGGCACUUACGCGCAUUCCGAUAAACCUGGACCGCAUAAAGGUGAAUGGAACCACCGACAACCCAACGUCCAUAAUACUCGGGGCCAAGGUAACAACAAUCGUAACAACAACAACAACAACAACUACAGAGAUGAUCCGCCGUAUAGAAAUCGUCCACAUGAUGGCUUCGAUCAACAAAGACAGUUAGGUAAUCAUCGAAAUCAACACGGCGCACCAGAAGCAAAUCGACGACCAGCGGCACCUCCAUCAUCUCAACCAACACCAUACAGACAGAAUGGAUCUGUGCCUAGAGGACCUAAGGCAAGCUUUUGGCCACCUCAACGGCGAUAUGGGCAGGCAGUGCCUGUGGUGGAGCUAAUCGUGUGGGAUAAGGUUCCAGAUUCUUUUAUCACGUAUAUUGAAGGGCGCUUCAGAGCUAGUCGACUACAGCUUCAUACUACGUAUCUACAUCACAAUGAUGUUGAUAAGAAAACCUUGAUGCAGCACUUUGUCAUUGAAGGUGUUACUGCGGUCAUAAUGGUGGAUAGGAAUGAUGAGGCACAGGGAAAGCUAUAUAUGCAAGUGUUUAGAAGAUCAGGUACCACAAAUGAUUCGAAUGUUCAUUUCGAUGAGUACGCGGGUAUAUCAGUGGAUGAUGCAGUUUCUGUGGUUACUAGAGCCACUAACAAUCCUAGGUCAUCACCAUCAAAUUCAAUGAUGCUUACACAGUCCUAUUCGCAAGCAACGCCCCCUCAAGCACCUGCACCUGUUGUUCAACCAGUCUCACCAAAUGUGCAACAGCCAUAUCAGUACGGGUAUGCCGCACCACAACCUCAAGUGCCGGCAACGACCCAGCCGCCGGUUGCCCCUGCGGUUGAUUACAACACAGUAGCAGCACUUCUUGGUAUGAUGCAAAAUGUUGCACAACCCACUGUUGCAGCGAAUCCUGGUGUUAAUAAUGCAGCGUUACAGCUGUUGACAAGCCUUGUCAACAACGGUGCGACCAAUACCAACACAGCACCGCAGCCACCAAUGGUAGCUCAGCAAUACGAUCCUGACUAUUCACAAAUGAAUUAUAACCCACAGACUGCAGCAGGAUAUAAUGCAUACAGCCAACCGUCAAAUCAUCAGAUGGCGUACACAACAGCGAAACCAGCAACCGAAAAUGACAAUGCCCCCAACGACAGUCGUUCAUGGCAACACAAUAACAACCAAUACUACCCUGAAUAUCUAGAUAAAUCAUCCCCUGCAACGAAACCAGUAGCAGCUUCAUCGCAAGCCGCACCUACCACUACCAAUGUUGGUGAAAUACUGGCAAGGCUGCAAAUAUUACAGCAGCAGAGCCAACAAAAAUAAAUGAAAAGAAAGACGCAGCGAUCAAUUUGUGUCUUGAUAACCACGUGAUUGAUGACUGCU